This is a messenger RNA of Leguminivora glycinivorella, 3204 nucleotides long. RefSeq lists its product as uncharacterized. Bases 1 to 3204 code for a protein of 1067 amino acids. The record is from RefSeq and is a predicted model, not a curated record. NCBI's taxonomy places the organism in Eukaryota, Metazoa, Arthropoda, Insecta, Lepidoptera, Tortricidae. The transcript is spliced from 2 exons.
AUGGUCAACACACGUAGUACCACAAGACGUGAAAGGGAAAGAAAAGAAGAAGAAUUGAAGCAAGCUACAGUGCAGCAGCCGCAAACACCUGUAAAAGAGGAAGAUUCGAAGAAAUUGGUAGAUAAGACUAUUAUUUUAGAAACGGGUAGUCAGAUAAAACCAGAACAUUCCGGACAAACAAAGGACGCGAAACCGUUAAGUCAUUGUUCGCGUAAAACUAGCUACCACGGUUCGAAAAAGUCAUCUUCGUCGUCUAUUGUGGCACAAAGGAAGAAGCUGGAGCUGGAAGCUGCUGAAGCAAAGGCUCGCAUACAAAUGGACUUGAUAGAAAAAAAGCUACAAGUAGAUCUCGCCAACCUUGAAGAAGAAUACAGUCCAUCUGAAGAAUCUGUACCGUCAGAACAAGACCAACAGUCAGUUAAAAGUGAUGUCGCCAGGUGGGUCGAGCGCAGCCAGCUGGAACUGGAGUCACAGCACGUCCCCAAGACUGGAAAUAACCCGGACGCGUUGUGUUCGUCGGCAGCAGUGGUCGCCGGCACCGAGUUGCCAGUUCAGCAGUUAGCCAGCGCACUAAAGGAAUUGGCCACCGUAUCUGCAUCCAACAAUAUCCAAAACGCCAGGCUGCUGAGCCGCAUCAGCACCCCGAAGGAACUGCCCUUGUUCUACGGUGAACCAAUGGAGUGGUUGCAAUUCAAACAAGCUUUCGAAGAAUCGACCAGAGUGUGUAAUUUCAGCGAUAUUGAAAAUAUGUGGCGUUUAAGAAAGUGCCUACGUGGGCCCGCCAAGGAAUCCGUAAACGCGCUGCUUAUUAGUGGUACGUCGACUGAAACCGUUAUGUCAACACUUGAGUUACAAUUCGGAAAUCCGGAAUUAAUAAUAUCGCGCAUGUUGAUGGAGAUUAAAAAACUACACACUCUGCCCCCGGAAUACCACAAAGAAAUAGUUACGUUUUCCGUGAAGAUUAAAAAUUACGUCACAGCUGUUCGCGCCCUAGGUCGUGGAGAGUACCUGCAAGAAAUUAGCAUCGUCGGCGCUAUUUUAUCGAAGUUACCUACGGUGUUGCUACCCAAGUGGAAUGACUACAGUUACGCGCUGAUUAAAGAAGGAAAUAAAUCUAAACUCGAUAUUCUCUCCGAAUUUCUCCACGAAGAAGCUAUGAAAGUGUCAACCUGCAGUGCUUCUCUUAUGCAAGUGCGAUCAGACUUUAAACGUAAAAACUAUAGUGAAAAUAGUGACUAUAAACCGCAGACUAUUUUAGUUCAAAGUGCGCACACGAACAGUACCGAUAAGUGCCGCCUUUGUCGCGUAGGUAAACACGAUUUACCGGACUGCAAAAAGUUUAAAAAAUCACUACGCAAGGAUCGUUGGCAGUACGUAAAACGAUUCGGUUUGUGUUAUAAGUGUUUAUUAUCACACCAUGAUAGACAAUCGUGCACGGCCGCCGCGUGUGACGUGGAGGGGUGUGGGCAGGCCCAUCACCGGCUCCUGCAUUACGUACCGGGUCAAAGUUCGCGCUCGAACCAUUAUAACGUUGUGGAAGUGUCGGACACUAGUGCUCAGACUGAAACUGUGACGCAUAUAGACGUUGACCAGCGCGAAUCGUUAUUAAAAGUUGUGCCGAUAUACCUACAUGGACCUAACGGUAAAAUAAAAACUACUUGUAUGCUUGACGAUGGCAGUGGUGUGUCGUUCAUAAGUACGGAACUCGCGGAGCGCGCGGGACUGCGCGGGCGCAAACAGUGCGUUAAUGUGCGCGGCGCAUGGCUCAAUUCAGAACAACAGUGCGAAACACAGCUGAUCGACUGCUCGAUAUCUAAUAGUGACGGGACAAAGUUCAAUUUAACCGCGCGUAUUGCACCCCAUCUGGACUUACCUGUGCAAAACCCCGGACUUGUUAAGUGCGGUAAAUAUAAGUACCUAGACCGUAUAAUGAACUUUGUGUGUGCUGAAAAUCAGAAACCUGAAAUUCUCAUCGGACAAGAUAACUAUCAUUUGCAUGUACCACGUGAGAUCAUAGAGGGCAGCGAAAAUGAGCCCUACGCGACGCGUACUCCGCUGGGCUGGUGCGUGCACGGCCCGUGCCAACGUGCAGCUGUAAUGAAACAACGGAAGAUACACACUUCAUUACAUCUCAGUUAUACCUAUGAACAAGAUAUGGCAAUUGAAAACAAUAAAAUACUACGUGAACUGCAAGAAGAUAUGCGUCGAUCUUUCUCCAUCGAUUCUAUGGGCGUAUCUGCUAAACCUCGGCAGAACUCGGAGGACGUACUGGCCCAGGAGCACCUGGAACAAACCUCUGAACUUAUCGAUGGCCAGUGGCAAGUCGGCUUACCUUGGAAGGAUCCUCACUGUGUCACCGUCGACUCGUAUCCAAAUGCACUGUCACGACUGAAAGGAGUUGAGCUGAAAAUGAAAAGGAGUGAAGAGUAUGCACGAAGGUAUAAAGAACGCAUACAACAUUUGUUAGAAAAUAAAUAUGCUGAGAAGUUAGAAAAUCAAGUCACAUCUGCUAGAACAUGGUACUUACCUACUCAUGGCGUCGACAAUCCAAAUAAGAAGAGCCUUCGUCUGGUUUUCGAUGGGUCAGCUAAAACAAAAGGGUUCAGUUUAAAUAGCUACCUAUAUAAAGGCCCCGACCUACUGGUACCGUUAAUAGGAAUCAUGUGGCGAUUCCGCGAAAACAAAGUUGCGAUCUCUGGCGAUAUCAAAGACAUGUUUCUCAGAGUUAAAAUAAAACCCGAGGAUCAGCAAGCCCUACGCUUUCUAUACCGAGAUAACCCCGAAGAACCUAUAGAUACCUACCUGAUGACGUCACUCAUAUUUGGAGCGAAUUGCGCGCCGUUCAUAGCUCAAUUCAUAAAAAAUAAAAAUGUGAGGCGUUUUGAGUCUACAUAUCCAGAGGCGGCUAACGCUAUAUACACGCAACACUACGUCGACGACUACAUUGACAGCUUACCUGAUGAUCAAUCUGCAAUCAAGCUGGUUCGUGACGUCACAUAUGUUCAUGCGCAAGGCGAUUUUCAUAUACGCAAUUGGAAUAGCAACAGUCAAGCCGUCAUCAACAGCAUUCCAAAAGAGACUUUGGGUAACAGCGCUGUAAGGUUCAAAGUCGGACAACAGUACGCGGGCGAGCGAACACUUGGUCUGCUGUGGAAUCCAAGUGAAGACACGCUGGGGCUGAAGAAAACGAGUAUACAAAUAUAG